UGAACCUAACCUCCGUGCUUAAUCCAUAACCUAAAUAUAAAAUCUACAAAAUUGCAUUUAUUGCAAUUUUCGUUGACAUUUGACUAUUUUUAAUAAUUAAUUUAUGAACCAAUGCAAAAAGUGAUAACUAAAAAUAUGGUGCUUUUAUUUUAAAAUAUAGAAAUGAAAUUUUCUGUAAAAACCUCGGUAAAAAGUGCUCCCCGUUUAGGAAAACUAUAUUGCAGUAAUGAUAGCCCUUCAAGUUUUCGAUUUCAAACUCCAAUGGUAUUGUUGUACACAAGGGGAGGAAGCCUACCCCAUAUUACCCAUGAAGUAUUUAAAAUGAUCUCUAAGAAUCAAGAAAUUAUCCAAAUUCCACUUACAAGUACUUAUAGUUUCCACCAGGCUAUGUCCCAGUUUGAAGGAAAUAUUGCAAGUUUUGUAGGAAUGAAGGAUUGUUUAUCAUAUAUGACCGUCCAAGACCCAGGUGAAUUGACCCAAUCAGGGCACCAUGUUAAAGAUAAUAUACCUAUAUGGACUAGAGGUGGAAAAGUUAUGAUAAAUGCAGAUAAGUACAUGGAUCUUAUUGAGAAUUAUAAGCCAGAUAUGUAUUGUAUGUUAACUGAUAGUGACACUAAUGUUGCAAGUUUAAAUAAACGAAUUAUCAAGUCAGUUGAUAAUACAAUAAAGUUUUACAACAAAUGCAUGGAAAGGCAUACAAAAUCUGAAAUAUUAAAAGAUACAUUUGUGAUUGCGAGUGUAACAGGUGGCUAUAGUAUUAGAGAAAGGAAAAGAUGUCUUGAUGCGGUCACCAGUAAUGAAAAUGUUGGAGGCUACGUUAUUGAUGGACUUCAUAAUAAUGGACCAGAAGUAGAAUUUAUUCCAUUUGAUGAAGUCAAACCUGUCGUUAAAUAUGUCACUGAAAAUCUUCCAGUUGAUAAAGUUAGGAUAGUUCAAGGAUGCUGGAAUCCACUAAUGGUUCUACACUUAGUAGGAUGUGGUAUUGAUAUUUUCGACACAUCUUACUGUUAUAUUGUAACUGAGCGAUCAGCAGCUUUAACGUUUUCAUUAGGAACAGAUGAUAAGUUACAAAAAUUCGAAAUUAAUUUGCGAGAAUCACAGUAUGCCGAUGAUUUUAAACCAAUUUUACCGAAUUGUACAUGCUUAGCAUGUACCAAACACACCAGAGGAUACAUUCAUCAUUUACUCGCAGUGCAAGAGUUGCUAGGACCAAUAUUACUGACCAUUCACAAUGUUCAUCAUUAUCUUCGCUUCUUUGAAAAAAUUCGUGAGUGUAUAAAAGAGAACACAUUACCAGAAUACCAAACUAAAAUAGCCAAAGAGUUCAGAGAAUUUGAAAAGAAAAUCUCAUCCAGAACGAGUAGUGAUACCUCUGUAAUCGCCGCCGAAAGCUAAAAUUAUUUACUGAAGUAUUAUAUAUUUUAUUGCAGUGGUUAUUUACCGUAAGCUUGGUACAGAGACCCUCCAUGACGCCAUGAUUUACAUCACAUGUUUGCAUGACGUAUCCGAAAUUUUGUUCAUUUCUGUCGUAG
Agrilus planipennis (emerald ash borer) is the source of this 1532-nucleotide messenger RNA. RefSeq names its product queuine tRNA-ribosyltransferase accessory subunit 2. The record is from RefSeq and is a predicted model, not a curated record. Lineage: Eukaryota; Metazoa; Arthropoda; Insecta; Coleoptera; Buprestidae. Bases 163 to 1395 code for a protein of 410 amino acids. Gene Ontology annotation, molecular function: tRNA-guanosine(34) queuine transglycosylase activity. The transcript is spliced from 7 exons.